AUGAGCCAACCUUCAGAAGAAUUUGCCUCUGUCUCACCCGUUCAAUCGGAGAUAGUAGUAGACACCGAGUUGACCCAGUCAAAGAAACGCCGAGUUACGAAAUCACCCGAUACUGCAUCAUCUUCAGCACACGAAACAAGAAAAUUAGCUCAAGCGUCAAGGACUCUUCGGGCUUGCGAAUUAUGCCGGAAACAAAAGACCCGUUGUUUUAGAUCUCCUGAAUACCCCACGUCAUGUUUACGAUGCCGAUUUCUAAGCAAGACUUGUUCGUUCAAGUUGGAAGAACAGGAGUCAUCAGAGACACCACAUCCAGUCACCAAUAAUGACAAUGACCUGAAACUUGAUUUGAUUUUGGGAAAAGUUAAUGAGUUGUUGCACAUUGUGAAAAAUAGUCAUGUGGGUAAUAACGCACCAGGUGGUGAGGAGCAAUUGAUAAACAAUGAUGCUCGUUUAUUACUAGAAACAGCCAGCUCGAUGCAAAAUCCUCAUCAUCAUGUCAAUUCCAACACUUUAUUGAAUGUUGAGAUCUUGGAACAGUCCAUACCCGAAUUUCAAAGUGCUACUCAGAGUUUGGUAAUAUCACCAUUUUCGAUUAUAAAGAAUCAAAUGAGGAAUGAGCAUUGUCCAACUCCUAUUCAAAAUUUAUAUCAAACAGGAAACAAUUCAACUAUAACAAGACCGAGUAACAUCAUUGAAUUGGGAAUAAUGACAGAAGAAGAAGUGGUUAAUGUGGUUGGCAACUUUAGAAGAAAUUAUGGUCGUUGGGUGUCAUUCCCCAACACUUUGUCUACGGAGCAAUUGGUCAAGGACCUUCAACUGAAAUCACCACUACUUUUAACCACUUGUUGUUGUAUCAGUUACCGCUAUUCUGCUAAUACGGACAGAGACAAUCAACAACGAAUCAUCCAAUUAGUGAAGGUGCUCAUCAAAGAACUUAAUCAUAAUUUUACCAGAUUCACAUCAUUCACCAAUAAUGAUUAUGGCUUGGUUGAAUUUUUCCAAAGUCUUGCCGUGUUGAGUUUAUAUGCAGUGUCAAUAUCAUCAGUCGUGACCGGUAUAGAUCAUGGUGAUCCUGAGUUGGUUGGGUUCAACUUGGACCCUUGGCAGUUGUCAAGUAUUGGUAUCACCACUUUUCUCACUAAAUCAACAUUCCAAUUAUUCAAGACAAAGAGAAACACUACUGAUGAUGGGUAUGAAACAUUGACAAUACUACGUAUAUACAAUCACUUGUGUUUGGUGCACCUCAUCAAUUGCAUUUUCUCGGGGAGAAUUUGUAUCUUGGAUGAUGCGAGAAUUCGUUAUUGUACAUCGGCAUUGACAUUGUUCAAUGCCACCAAUUUCGAUGGCCGCAUGGUCGCGGAGAUCAAUAUUCUUCAUAUAACUUAUAAAUAUCUUCAAAGGAAUGACGAUGUUAAUACACCGCAAAGUUUAUAUGAUUUCCAUUUCAAUGAUGUCAUUAAAGAAGUUCAAAAUUGGUUUCAGAAUUGGGAUUAUUUAAUUCAACAACCAGCAUUGCAAUUUGCCGAGUUCAACUACCAUUUUUGUUCAAUUUUGAUCCAUCUUGCCUAUAGUUUUGAAAAAUUGCAACUGGCAGGCAAUGGUGGUGGUGAGGGUGACUUGAAUGUAUUUCUUCAACAAAAUAUUUUGGAUCCAAUUUUGAAGCAGUGUCAGCAGCAAAAUUUGCUAGCAAUGUAUCAGCAUACAAGGGCAGUCCUCGAUCAUGUGAAGCAAAUCACCAGUGAGUCAUACUUUGCUUACUUGUCAGAUCAAAUUCACUUUUGCUUCUAUUUUAGUGGGGUACUUUUAUCUAGAAUUAUACACGUUGCUAUGACUAGUAACCUAUCUCAUAUUGAAGAGUUCAAGGACAUUAAUACCAAAAGGGGACUAACUCGCCAGUUGCAGCCCAUUGUCAAUUUGACGAAAAAAAUUGAUGGUUUUUUAUCAACUUCUGAUCCAAUUAUACUAGCAAAGUAUAAUGCAGGUUUGAGACAUUGCAUUGAUGAAGUAUUAAAUACCUAG
This is a messenger RNA of Lodderomyces parapsilosis, 2019 nucleotides long. RefSeq names its product Zcf19p (gene ZCF19). NCBI's taxonomy places the organism in Eukaryota, Fungi, Ascomycota, Pichiomycetes, Serinales, Debaryomycetaceae. The record is from RefSeq and is a predicted model, not a curated record. Gene Ontology annotation, cellular component: nucleus. Gene Ontology annotation, molecular function: DNA-binding transcription factor activity, RNA polymerase II-specific; zinc ion binding; transcription cis-regulatory region binding. The coding region runs from base 1 to 2019 and encodes 672 amino acids. Gene Ontology annotation, biological process: regulation of DNA-templated transcription. The transcript has a single exon.